Molecule: messenger RNA, 1071 nt
Organism: Elephantulus edwardii (Cape elephant shrew)
Lineage: Eukaryota; Metazoa; Chordata; Mammalia; Macroscelidea; Macroscelididae
Product: dual specificity protein kinase CLK1-like
Exons: 2
Coding region: 1-1071 (356 amino acids)
Biological process (GO): protein phosphorylation; regulation of RNA splicing
Cellular component (GO): nucleus
Molecular function (GO): ATP binding; protein tyrosine kinase activity
Source: RefSeq, a predicted model, not a curated record
AUGACAAGGGUUGCGAUUGUGGAACAUGGAGGAGCAUCAGCGGUUACAAAAGGAAGAGAUCACAUAGCCGUGCUUGGGAGAAUAAACGCUGCAAAUAUAAUCACUCCAGAACAUCGGAUAGAUGAAAUUGUUGGUACAUUACGUGAAGGAGCUUUCGGGAAAGUAGUAGAGUUCAUCGAUCAUAAAGCAGGAGAUAGACGUGUUGCGGUAAAAAUAGUAAAAAAUGUAGACAGAUACUGUGAAGCUGCUCGCUUAGAAAUACAAGUUCUGGAACACUUAAAUACAACAGAUCCUGACAGUACAUUCCACUGUGUUCGGAUGUUGGAAUGGUUUGAACAGCAUGGACAUGUUUGUAUUGUGUUUGAACUAUUGGGACUCAGUACAUAUGACUUCAUUAAGGAAAAUGGCUUUCUACCAUUUCGAAUGGAUCCUAUCAGGAAGAUGGCUUAUCCGAUAUGCAAAUCUGUGAAUUUUUUACACAGCAAUAAAUUGACUCACACAGACUUAAAGCCUGAAAACAUCUUAUUUGUACAGUCGGACUACACGGAGGAAAUGAAACGUGAUGAGCGUACCUUAAUUAAUCCAGAUAUUAAAGUGGUAGAUUUUGGAAGUGCAACAUAUGAUGAUGAACAUCACAGUACAUUGGUGUCUACAAGACAUUACAGAGCACCAGAAGUUACUUUAGCCCUAGGAUGGUCUCAGCCAUGUGAUGUCUGGAGUAUAGGAUGCAUUCUUAUCGAAUACUACAUUGGGUUUGCUAUAUUUCCAACUCAUGACAGUAAGGAACACUUGGCAAUGAUGGAACGAAUUCUUGGACCUUUACCAAAACACAUGAUACAGAAAACCAGGAAACGUAAAUACUUUCAUCAUGAUCGAUUAGACUGGGAUGAGCACAGUUCUGCUGACAGAUAUGUGUCAAGACGUUGUAAACCUCUGAAAGAAUUGAUGCUUUCUCAGGAUGCUGAGCAUCAACUUUUAUUCAACAUUUUACUGGAAAGCCUAGGUAGAGUAAAAGGCAAGAAAGAGGUAUUAAGGUUCCUUAAACUAGAAAAGAAGUUAUUUUGCAGAUGA